AUGGUUUGCCAUCAUGCAUCAGUUUCCAAUGCGACGGAGAUUGGACAGGAAUCACCACCUUUUCCAAACCACUAUAUCCACAUCGCACCUCAAAGUCCUGUCCCCGCUUCUGAAUUAGCUACCGUCGCAUAUGAAGGUUAUAAGUUUUUCAAGGCAGACCCCAUUCCAGGCCAAGAGCCAUCAUGGACAAAGGUUGAGCGUACCAAGAUACAUCUGACGCAGAUGGAAUUCUGUAAAAAGGUUCAGAAGCGCGCGAACAAAAUCUCAGCCGCUCAGCAGUAUCAAUUCCUUUCUGAAAUUCGUCAGGUGCAUGUAAAUCAGUUGAUUGCCGAAAACAGACCCCUUGAUCUACAGGUUGAAUGGAGUUGUGUUUAUGCUAAAGAGCGCAAAAGGGCUUGCAAGGCUCGCAAUGCUCAUCCUGAGGACUAUGAAGUCGUCUCCAUGAGUAUCAUUCUGAUGAAGCGGCCUGUGGCGACGAAGACACAUUUUAGAACCCCAAUGGGAGAUCUAGUGGACUUGGGUGUCCACUUCGGACCCCGUCCUGAGAAGGCCAAGCUUUCUAGUGGAUUUGAGGCUCACCCAGGCAGUGAUCACGACUUGAAAACUCGCAGCGGUUUUAAUGACUGUUUUAUGCAGCCUUUCUCCGGUCCUCAACGAAGUCAAACUUUCUCGGGGGAUGAACUGGUUGGACAAGACCGGGUGGUGCAUGAACCAUCAUCCCGUCCUGCAACCGCUCCUUCCAGCCGGCGAAGACUGGACCUAGAUCAUGGCCGCAAUUGGGCUAAUAUCGACGAUGAGGACGAAAGUUAUGCCGAAGGAUAUAAUGAACAAACGGCUCAAUACGAUGAUGCAGAGGCAGAUAUUUCGGAAAAUGAGUUUGAAGAGGAAACAAACUCACUGCAUCGAAGCCUAUCUAAUGAGACUUCCACCUACGGAAGUCCGGGUAGCACUGUGAACUGCACCUGUCAGGAGCCUUUGCUCCCACAGAAAGCGUCUCUCCGCGACAGGAGACAAAGUCCCCGCCAAUCACAAUUCACUUUCAAAUCCAAUCAUGCGCUGCUACAAGUGUCAACAAGUGAUAAAUUGAGGAGUGGCCAAAUGAAUGAGCCAUACACUCGCUCCAUACAGACCGUACCCGCGAAGCGGCCACGAACAGAUGCGCUAGAAGCUAAUAUCUGGGAAAAGAAAAUUCGCAUUGAGCAAAUGAGCGAGGAGGAAGUUCGCAGUCGACUUUUGGAAUGUGAAGCCCGUAUUGAACAAUGGGGGAAAACAAUUCAAAGUCAGACGCGGAUACUGGGCCUACAGAUGAGGAUCCAAGGCCUUCCUGCAUCAAUGUGA
Penicillium verhagenii is the source of this 1338-nucleotide messenger RNA. RefSeq lists its product as uncharacterized. The transcript is spliced from 3 exons. Bases 1 to 1338 code for a protein of 445 amino acids. Lineage: Eukaryota; Fungi; Ascomycota; Eurotiomycetes; Eurotiales; Aspergillaceae. The record is from RefSeq and is a predicted model, not a curated record.